UCAUAGCACGUUCUGUCCAUGAGGCCCUUUCCAGGUCUGGGAUCAGCUACAGUUUCUGAACACGUGAAUGCUUGAUAAUGGCAGGCUGGCUUGAGUUCAGUGUUUGGCAAGGUUGGUCAAGUCUGGAUCCCCUAAUGUGGACCAUGCAGAACUGGCCCAGCCUAUAAAUAAUACUGACAAAUUUUAGAAGAAAGAACAUUGAACCUGGAGAAAACGAGGGGAAUCGUUGUGAAAUGAAGAUUGAUAUUGCAGCAGGUUACUUUUUCCUUAAAGUCAUGCCAGUGUUGCUGUUGUUGGCUCUGGUGUGCCCUGUAACUUCUACACAAUUGUCAGCAUUAGACUCAUGUGGGCCAGAGGUUGCGGCUCUCAAGCGCAGCAUAAAGAAACUGGAGAACAAAGUCUUGAUCAAGACUUGGCGGGUUCAGCACUUGCAGAUGCACAAAUAUUUCCGUCCAUUUCAACAUGCUGUUCCUGAAACCGACAUGGCCUCUGGUGUAAACUACAACAGCAGCACUGAUCUGACGCUGAUGAAACCACUUCCACCAGCAGGCAAUUUAAUUGUACACGACAAAGAUUGUUCUGAGCUUUUUGACAGACUGAGACCAGCAAGUGGUUUCUACCGCAUCAGACCCAAAUUACACCAGGAGCCUUUUUUGGUCUACUGUGACAUGGAGGAUGGAGGAGGAUGGACAGUGUUUCAGAGGCGCCGGCAUGGAAAAGUUGACUUCAAUAGAGACUGGGUCGACUACCGAGAUGGCUUUGGUGACUUUAAACUAUGGAAUGAUGAGUAUUGGUUGGGGAAUGAGCGCAUGUAUUCUCUGCUCUCUGAAGGUAAUAACCUGGUGAAGAUAGAUCUAAUGGACUGGGAUGGACAGAGAAGUCAUGCAUUUUAUGAGAACUUCAGGAUCACUGAUGAAGCCGAUAAGUAUCGUCUCCAGUAUGAACAGUACAGUGGCGAAGCUGGAGAUGCUCUGACUGGUGGUGGGGGGAUGGUGGAGCAGUGGUCUGCUUGCCUCAGCGGCAUGCAGUUCAGUACAAGGGAUCAGGACAAUGACCGCUACAUGCAGGGCAGCUGUGCCAAGGAGAAUAAGGCGGGAUGGUGGUUCAACAGAUGUCAUGCAGCCAACCUGAAUGGGAAGUUCUACAGCAAAGGGAAGUACAGGGGUCAGUAUGACAAUGGUGUGGUGUGGGGGACCUGGAAAGGCCUUUGGUAUUCCCUUCGACACACCACCAUGAAGGUGCGGCCUCUGGUUUUCUUGGAUGCUGUGGGCAGUGGAGCAGGGGAAAUUUAAAAACACCGGGCUACACACUCUCUUGUGUGAUACAGAAUGAAGUUGAAAAAUAAGGGCAAAGACUGAUGUCAUGUUUAAAUUCUAUAUAUUUUAAUUUCUCCCUUUGCUUCAUGAUUUGAAACUAUUAUCAAAUGUCGAUAGUACAGUAUCUUCUGCUUUCCAGUAAGCAUUUCUUUUCUAUAAAGUGUAUGACAUUACUCAAACAAUAAAACAACCAGCAUCUCA
Seriola aureovittata is the source of this 1517-nucleotide messenger RNA. RefSeq names its product fibrinogen like 1B (gene fgl1b). Lineage: Eukaryota; Metazoa; Chordata; Actinopteri; Carangiformes; Carangidae. The transcript is spliced from 9 exons. The record is from RefSeq and is a predicted model, not a curated record. Bases 234 to 1292 code for a protein of 352 amino acids.